UUAUUUUAUCAACUUAAACAGCUACAUAUGUUUCAUCAUUUUGUGCCGGCUUCUUCAGAAGUUACAAUUUUGUUUAAAGAUUCAAUAUUCAUAAAUUAGUAAAUCUAUUAUUAUUUCCAGCAACUACAAAUUAUAGUAGCAAAACUACGAAUUGAAAUAGUUUGAAGUAUAAUAGGUUAUCAGUAAUUUUCAAGCCAACAACUGAAAAUUAAAUUAUAAAUUUCAUAAAUGAUCACAUUAACGAAUAUUACUAGGAGUUGACUGGGAUUAAUCUUCUAUAAGUAGUGUCAACUACCGUAAACUACCAUAAACAAGGUCAUGAUAAGGUCAACUGUUUGUUUACAAAAAAUAAUAGUCAUUCGAUACUUGAACUUGGUUAAUGAAUAUUUGCGUGUGCGUACACAUUACGCAGUCAACUAAUUAUUUCAAAUAACAUACUAAUAAUUGCAGGUUUGAAAUAAGUUAGAGACAAGAUAAACUCAAAUUUUAAAAUAAAAGAUAAAACUUGGAGAGUGUUGGGGAGAUUUCAAACAAAGCUUUAAAUAACCAUGGAAGAAGUUGAUUCAAUAAUAAUUGAUUCACUGAGAAAUAUUGAAUGUGAUGUUGACAUCGAAAUUCACAGUUUAAAAGAUUUUGAUUCAGAAUUAAUUUUUAAUUCGUUUGUAUAUUGCUUAGAAGUAAUAAAUCCUGAAAUAAAGUUUCCUCAUGGAUUGCCUCCUUCUAUGAGUCUACGGUUAAAAUUAGCAACGAAUAUUGCUGAAUGUAUAAAAGAUUUGGGUUAUAGAGGUGACAUGGGUUAUCAGACAAUUCUAUACUGUGAUGAAACAGAGUUAAGAAGGGUGUUAAUGUUUCUAAUUGAACGAAUUCCAAGGGAUAAUAAAGUUACUAACAAGGAAAAAGAAGAAGGCUAUGUUACUAAGUUAGUAAGACAGAUUGAGAAAAAGAUACAGGAAAGCUUGCAUAAACCAUGGGUACCAAGUGAACUAUUAAAAUUUGGAGUAGACGAUACAGAAAAAUUGAUCCUCCGUCAAAACUAUGGAGAAUGCUUUUCUUUUCACACUGAAGUUGUUAAAUUACCUAAAACUCUGGAACAGCAUUCAGAAAUACUGAAGAAUUAUUGGAUACAUAGUCUUCCAAAUGUCACAGAACAAUGUAGUUUUUAUAAGUUAGUACCAUCUUUGCUUUUUUCUGAUGCUAAAUUUUUACAAAAACAUUUACUAAUGAAUAAGUAUGAUGUUAUUAAAAACCUUGUGAAGGAAGAUACAUUAAAAAAAUAUGAAGAAUCAUCAGAUAAUAAUAUAGCAACUUUAAGGCAAGUUGCUAAUGAAAACAUUGAUGAAUAUGAACAUCAAACUGAAAGUAAAUUGCCAUUGGAGGAGGAGAUGGAAAGAAUUAUUCAAGAAAUAAAAGCAAUUAGUAAAAGUAAACUUGUUAUGGAGAAAGAAAUCAAGACUGCUGGAGCUAAAUUAUCACAAAUUAAAGAUGAUGUAAUUCAACAAGGUGAACUUUUAAAAGAAUCUCAAGCAAAAGUUCAGUUAAAGAAAAAAGCGCAGGCUGUACUUUCCAAACAAGAAAAUCUAAUUAAGUUGAAGAAAAUAGUUGAAAGUGGUUCUGAAAGGCUGGUAGAACUUGCUAACCAAUGGCAUUCUGUACAGACCCCAUUAUUAAAUGAAUAUAGAUCUUUGAUAAAUAAUCAUAGUGAUCAAGAAUUAAAGAUUUUGGAAGAAAAUGAAAAGUUGGAAAAGAUACAAGAGAAAAAUAAACAAAUUGUUAAUGAAAUUAAAGAAAAAGAACGAUUGGAACAGCAACUUUUGAAUGAAUUUGAAAGGAUAAAUAAAAACGUUAAUAGAUCAGCAUACACAAAAAGAAUAAUAGAAAUAAUUGCAAAUAUUAAAAAACAAGAAGAGGAUAUAAAGAAAAUUUUAAAUGACACUAGAGCUGUACAAAAAGACUUGAAUAAUUUGAAUGGGCAACUUGAGAGAUCGUUCACAUUAGCUGAUGAACUAAUUUUCAGGGAUGCAAAAAGGGAAGAAACAGCUAGAAAAGCGUACAAGUUAUUAGCAACUCUUCAUAGUGAAUGUAACCAAAUUGUCCAAACAGUAACUGAUUUGGGCGUAAUGGAAAGGGAAGCUAGAAAUUUACAAGACCAAGUUGACAUAGAGCUUAGUCGAGAGACAGCAUCUAAAUUAGAAAGAGUAUUAUAUGAUUUAUCAGAGGUGAAGAAGGAAAAUGAAAUUCUUGCCAAACAAAUUAGUAAACAACAAAUUAACUAAUGAAAAGAAAAAUUGUACUGUUUCUAUUUUUAAGGGGUACUGUAGUGUCCUUAACAAAAUGUAAUACUUAUAUUGAUGACAUGCAAUUGGUAUUAAAAGUAAGUUCUAGUUAAUAUUAUGAAAUAUUUAAAUAAUUGGAAUUAUACAAGUUUUGCAUAAUUUUUGACUAAAAAGUAUUUCUUAGAUUUCAAUAAAAAUGGGAAAAGAAUUGCAAGAAAACAGA
Molecule: messenger RNA, 2496 nt
Organism: Agrilus planipennis (emerald ash borer)
Lineage: Eukaryota; Metazoa; Arthropoda; Insecta; Coleoptera; Buprestidae
Product: coiled-coil domain-containing protein 22 homolog
Exons: 10
Coding region: 549-2273 (574 amino acids)
Biological process (GO): positive regulation of ubiquitin-dependent protein catabolic process
Molecular function (GO): cullin family protein binding
Source: RefSeq, a predicted model, not a curated record